Molecule: messenger RNA, 544 nt
Organism: Aspergillus pseudonomiae
Lineage: Eukaryota; Fungi; Ascomycota; Eurotiomycetes; Eurotiales; Aspergillaceae
Exons: 2
Coding region: 110-505 (131 amino acids)
Source: RefSeq, a predicted model, not a curated record
CAAGGAGGAGUGGAGGGAUAUUCUGUUCUAGGUAUAAGAGCAGCCUGCGGUCGUGAGGGAUUCAGCGUCCAAAACAUACUACCGGAAUCGAACGAACACAUUCAGUACAAUGUAUAUCUCCAAAGUCUCUCUCCUUUCUAUUACCCUCGUCCUAGGGGGCUUAGCAGCUGCUGGUGGUUGCGGCGAUGCUGAUGCCUGCAUUGGAACUGAGUUUUGCACAACUGCCACCUUCACCACUCCAACCGCGACAACCAUAACAACUUGUGUUCCCACACCUACCUGCUUAGGGGUCUAUUCGAACUGUGUGUCUGGUGGUGGAGGUCCAUUAUGCUGCUCCACCUAUUGUGCAGCUACGAAGUGCCGUCCCACCGAUCCGAAAUGGCCCGGCUGUUCGGAGGAUCUCGGUGUUUGCUUAGCUGAUGAGAACUGCUGCUACAAGAAUAAGUGUAUCGAUGGUCUUUGCCGCAGAGUUACAAAAAUAGAUAAAAGGGCAGUAGUGUUUUGAAGCAAUCAUAGUCAUGGUCGAGGGAGAAUGAGGGCUUAU